Penicillium coprophilum is the source of this 2001-nucleotide messenger RNA. RefSeq lists its product as uncharacterized. The transcript is spliced from 3 exons. Gene Ontology annotation, biological process: protein secretion. Gene Ontology annotation, molecular function: GTPase activator activity; guanyl-nucleotide exchange factor activity; protein binding. Bases 1 to 2001 code for a protein of 666 amino acids. The record is from RefSeq and is a predicted model, not a curated record. NCBI's taxonomy places the organism in Eukaryota, Fungi, Ascomycota, Eurotiomycetes, Eurotiales, Aspergillaceae. Gene Ontology annotation, cellular component: endoplasmic reticulum membrane.
AUGGCCCCCACAGUUCACUCAGCCAAAUUGACACUGUCAUGUCCGCUCUUCGCUGCGGACUUUGACCCGCGCGACAACGGUCGACUUUUAGUCGGCGGCGGAGGCGGCGAGGGGCGUAGCGGAUCCCUUAUUGACACAUCGCGUCGUGACGAGAUCACCGAGGCUAUCGAAUUGAACCUAUCGCGCGAUGAAGACUCAGUAACCUCGCUGGUUGCGGCCCCGCUGACUAGCGACGAGGCGGACUCGCUUGUUGCUCUGGCCGGUAUCAAUAGCUCCGUGGAACAGCAGAAAAACAAUAACAAUCAACAUCUCCGCGCAUUCCGAUUCGAGGUGCCGCGAAAGACUACCGCUGUUGCUGCUUCGAAUACACAGAACGCCGAAGAAAGUGAGAAUGCCACAAAGGACAGCAACUCAGAGGUUAUUCCCGGGAAGGCCAUAGCUUUAUCGCAAGCAUCGCUCUUUCGAACGAAGAACGGGCCAGGAUUUUCAGAUACAUACCAACGAGUGACGAGACUUUCGCCGUGGCCGAAAGAGAAGGAUGGCACUGAGAAACAGGCACGGAUCGGAGCCGUUGCCACGGGACUAGCACAAUCCGGUGAGAUUGUAUUCUUCAGCGCCACAGAGACGCCCAGUGAGAAGGACAUCAUUGGCCGUAUUCAAUUAAGCAGCAAUGAAGAGGCCGAGGAUCUGGACUUUGUCGCCCUCGAACACGACUUGGAAAAGACCGACGAUGCACACGGGCGGUUCCUUAUGGCAUAUACGAACGGCGUAGACGUUAUGGUGGGCGAGAUCUCUUCUUCUACCCGCUCCAACAGCUCCCCCGACGUCCGCUCCGUUUAUACCAUUCCUCUGCCCGCCAGCGGAGCCCGGACACCACGGUCCAAGGUCCGCGCCCUGCGAUUCCUCUCGCCCAGGAUCCUACUCCUCCUCCAAAACGCCCCAAAUCGAGGUGGUAGCGAGCUUGUUCUCCUUCAACUCUCCAAUGCCAAAACGACCAAGUCCAAAAUUCUGCGACGUCGCAAGCUCCCUCGAACCGUGAAGAUCGGCCUAGGACUCGACAUCUGCCAACUCGGAACAAACCCGCAAGGUCAACAACAAACCGUCAUCGCAGUCAGCGGCAGCGACAACUCCAUUCCUCUAUUCACUCUAGAAUACGGACCAAACCGCGGCUACAGCAACUUCCGCACCUACACAACCCUCCGCGACGUGCAUCCCUUCUCAAUGACAAAACUCACCUUCUCAAAUUUCAUCGCGCCCCCACACCCUGUAACCCCAGACGUCGGCCCGCAGAGCAUAAAGCUCGCCUCCGUCAGCAUGGGCAACACGGUCGUCGUACACACAUUCCCACUAUCCCCCUUCCCAACCUCAUCCCGCACCCCCCCGCUACGUCCUCGUCACUCCAGGCCCCGCCGAGAUCUGGGAACUACAAUGCUCGCCUUCGCCGAGAUCCGCGGCGGAACCCCGCCUAUCCUCGGCGCCACAGAGUGGCUUCCAGAUAGCAUCCGCGGAGUUAUCGCACGGGAAUACGUCCUACCAUCACGAGAUCAGCUGACGUAUUUUGAUACACUUCUCGCACCGCGAGGAAGCGACAGUGAUGUCGAUAUUCCAGCGGCGACCAUUGUCCCCACAGACUCGCAGAUCGAAUCCCUCCGCGAAAUCCUGGAUCGCGUACACCGCGCCGGCGCCGCACCUGCUGAUCUGGAACCCGUUGCGCCGCAGCCUCUUUCUGUUAUUGUGCGGUGUGGUGCCGGACAGAAUGCCGAGCAAAGCGUGAUUAUCGAGACAGCUGCGUCUGCGUCUGCGGACGAGUCCGAGCAGUCCGAGGAGGAGAAAUUGCAGGCUUGGAAGGAUCUUUCUGCGUCUGAGCAGAGUGCUUGGAAGCAGAGGCUUAUCGAUGCGGGGCGUUGGACAGUUUCUGAGGGAGAGAAUGUCCUUAUUGGAGUUCUGUUUAGUGAGGCUUGUGGGGGCUUGGGGAGGGCUGUGAGGGAGGGAUUGCCUUGA